GGAACCAUGGCAGAGAAGAUCCUGGUGACGGGCGGCGCCGGCUACAUCGGCAGCCACUGCGUGCUGGAGCUGCUGCAGGCGGGAUUCGUCCCCGUGGUCAUCGAUAACUUCCACAACGCCAUCCGAGGCUCCGAGGAGCUCCCCGAGAGCCUCCGGCGGGUGCAGGAGAUCGCGCACCGGCCCGUGCUCUUCCAGGAGCUCGACAUCACGGACGAGGCCGCGCUCCAGGAGCUCUUCAGGAAGCAUCGCUUCUCGGCCGUGAUGCACUUUGCGGGGCUGAAGGCCGUGGGGGAGUCAGUGCAGAAGCCUCUGGAAUAUUACAGAGUGAACCUCACCGGGACCAUCCGGCUGCUGGAGACCAUGAAGGCGCACGGCGUGAGGAACAUCGUGUUCAGCAGCUCCGCCACCGUCUACGGGGACCCCAAGUACCUCCCCCUGGACGAGAACCACCCGGUCGGGGGCUGCACCAACCCCUACGGCAAAUCCAAGUUCUUCAUCGAGGAGAUGAUCCGGGAUCUCUGCAAAGCAGAGAGGGACUGGAACGCCGUCCUCCUGCGCUACUUCAACCCCAUCGGCGCCCACGAGUCGGGGAUGAUUGGAGAGGAUCCUCAGGGGAUCCCCAACAACCUCAUGCCCUACGUGGCUCAGGUGGCAGUGGGACGCCGGGAAUUCCUGAGCGUCUUUGGGAACGACUACAAGACGGACGAUGGAACGGGAGUCAGGGAUUACAUCCACGUCGUGGAUCUGGCCAAGGGCCACAUCGCUGCUCUCAAGAAGCUCAAGGAGAACUGUGGCUGCAAGAUCUACAACCUGGGCACAGGCACCGGCUACUCCGUGCUGCAGAUGGUCCGGGCCAUGGAGAAAGCCUCGGGGAGGGAGAUCAAGUACCAGAUCACGGCCCGGCGGGAGGGAGACGUGGCCUCCUGCUACGCUGACCCCGCGCUGGCCGAGCGGGAGCUGGGCUGGAAAGCUGCCUUUGGCCUGGACAAGAUGUGUGAGGACCUGUGGCGGUGGCAGCUGCAGAACCCCACGGGCUUCAGCAAGAACUGAACUGCGGCUGAGGGCUGGCCAGGCCCUGGGCUGCUCUGAGCCAGCACUGCCUCCUUCCCUGAGGGCUGUCACCAUCCUGGGAGAGCAGAUCC
Molecule: messenger RNA, 1142 nt
Organism: Cyanistes caeruleus (blue tit)
Lineage: Eukaryota; Metazoa; Chordata; Aves; Passeriformes; Paridae
Source: RefSeq, a predicted model, not a curated record